AAGCGUCCCAUCUUCGGCACAUAUUACAUGCGUGUCGCACACACACUCACGCACACAAAACAGAAGAGGGGGAAAUAUGGCAGCUGGCGAUUAGGCAAAGAAAAAAGUGCUUAAAUUUUUCUGCAAUUUUCCCAGAAAAGGCGUCACCGGACAAAAAGCCCACAGGCAGCAGCAGCAAAAGCAGCCUCUUAUUGGGUUACAAAAGGUCCCCAUUUCAAGGCAACAUGGGAAGAACACCAAUAAAAGAGCAAAGGGAUGGCAAAAAAGAGAAACAAACAGCAGGCACGACACCAGAAGUAACCAAAGAGUCUUUUGCCUGGGAAGAAUAUCUCAAAGAAACGUCAUCGUCACCGGCGCCACAGAGUUGUUUUCGUCAGGCUCACAUCCCACCGUCCAACGACUUCAAUGUUGGCAUGAAGCUGGAGGCCCACGACCCCCGCAAUGCCACCUCGGUGUGUAUCGCCACCGUCAUGGGCCUGACGGGAGUGCGCCUGCGACUGCGCCUGGACGGCAGCGACAACAGCAACGACUUCUGGAGGCUGGUGGACUCCUCCGACAUCCAGCCCAUCGGCACGUGCGAGAAGAAAGGAGACAUGCUGCAGCCGCCAUUGGGAUUUCGCAUGAAUGCCUCCUCGUGGCCGAUGUUCCUACUGAAAACCUUGAACGGAGCGGAGAUGGCUCCGGCGACAGCCUUCAAGAAGGAGCCCCCAAGGCCCCCCCAGAACAGCUUCAAAGUGGGCACGAAGCUGGAAGCAGUGGACAAGAAGAAUCCGCAUCUCAUCUGCCCGGCCACCAUUGGCGAAGUGAUGGGCGACGAGGUCUUCGUCACGUUCGACGGCUGGAGAGGAGCCUUCGACUACUGGUGCAAGUACGACUCGCGGGACAUCUUUCCCGUGGGCUGGUGCUCGCUGACCAAGCACAGCCUGCAGCCCCCUGGCAAUAGCGUCACUCUCACGAAGAACCCGCCUGCCUUGACAUCGUCGCCUUCCAAGCCCAGCAGGCGCUCCCUACAGGCCCCCUACAGACUGCCCCACCCGCUGCCCAGGCUGCCCGUCAGGAAGGGGGUACGCGGUCGCCGGCCCAAGAGUGAGACCCUCGCUCUCCUCAAAGCCGCGGCCGAAGCCGCCGCCGCCCAGAACGGCAACGGCUCCAUACAGGUCACACCUCGACCGCAUAAGAAGCGAGGCCCAAAACCCGGAAGCAAGCGAAAACCCAAGAUUCUCCAAAGCUUGUCACAUUCAGGUGCCCCCGCCAUCCGGGUUCAACGCGGCAGCCCCGCCAGCCUGCCCACUGUGGUAUCGACAGUUUGUGUGUACGUCAACAAACACGCAAACUGCGGCCCGCAUCUGGACCGCAAGCACCUGCAGCAUCUGCCGGAUCACUUUGGACCGGCGCCUGUGAACUCCGUGCUCCAGCAGGUGGUCCAGUCCUGUUUAGACUGCGCGUACCAGCCCAAAGUGUUGCUCGACGCUCUGCAGACGCACUCGGGGAGCGGAAAGGUGGUCAGAGUGAGAACAGACGAGGGGGUCCGCGCGGUCAAGCUGCCUUUGGCCUCUAGCGCCGCCUUCGUGCUGCGCUUCCUGGAAACGGUGUGCCGUCACCUGCAGUGCGACAACCUGUUUAGCAGCCAGCCGUACAGCCACUACGCCGCUUCUUACGACAGGACCAAGGCAGUCAAAGAGGAGGCACUGGACUCGCCCUCGCUGGGCCGUUUGGGCCAGCGAGGCCUAGCCGGGGUUUCGCCCCUGUACGCCGCGCCGCUGUCGCCCAAACAUCUACGCACAGACACCCACCCUUCGGAAGCCGAGACUCUUCCGCACGAAGAUAACGACUUACUGAAGGAGCAGCGCUACAUGGGCUCCGCUUCCAACUCCAUGAUGCCUCGGCCGCUUAUGGCACGCAGUCGUUCUGAGUAUUGCUCCUCGCCAUCCGGCGCCACCCCCAUGCCCCGUCGACUCUCCUCUAAUCCCGCAGAGUUGGUGUCAGCGCAGCUGCGGCGAGUCGAAGCCAGCUCAACCACUGGGCCAGAGAGCAGCGCCACGGAGAGGGAGGGCUGGCAGACGCCCGCGAGAAACCCAUCGUCAUGGUCCAUAGACGAGGUCAUGCAGUUUGUGAGAGACGCCGACCCUGCGACAUUGGCACCGCAUGUUGAAUUAUUCCGAAAACACGAAAUCGACGGCAAGGCACUGAUGCUGCUACGGAGUGACAUGAUCAUGAAGUACAUGGGCCUGAAGCUGGGGCCCGCCCUCAAACUGUGCCACCACAUCGAGAGGCUCAAGCAGGGCAAAGUGUGACCCACAACUUGAUCAUAGAGGACAGCAAGAAGACCCACUAGUGUGACCCACUACCUUCUCCAACUUUUGGAGAGUGAAGGUUUUCCCUCCAUAGUGUUCUUCUGACUUUCUAUUAUCCGUGAUGCACCACGGAGACUGAAGAAUGUUUCCCAACGCAUUUUGUUACACACUCACACCUCAUGCCGUUUAACGGCGUAUUAACAAGGAAUGGGAACCAUUGACAACUACAGUGAAGGGGAAAGGAACCAAGCCUUGCAAAUAGAGAAAAUCUGCAACUAAUUGACACUCUUACCCGCACUUAUGUCACAUGCCAAUCAGUCAUUAGCGUUUGUUCGAGCAUUGAAAAGCGUAUAUAUCAAGAGGUGAAUGAGGAGGCAGUACCAAAGGUAGAAAAAUGCAGCCCAUUUAAUGCCUUGCUGUCUUUGUCCUUCUUCUUCAUCUGCAUUUCGCAGUUAGCAAACAACUGUCGAUUAGGGGUGUAAAUCGCGGGUUUUGUCACGAUACAAUAUCGUAUCGAUACAAAGACUCACGAUACGAUAUUUGCCGAUAUCUUAAAGCCUGCUGUGAUUCAUUCACGAUACAUCACGAUAUAGUGCUCUACGAUCGAUAUAGAACAAUAUCUUGAUUUAUAAAUUCAUACGCAAAAUAAACAAGGUACUGCAAACUCUUUAUUUAGGAAAUUACAAAGUGCUUCCAAACAAAUGACUUGAAGCCCAAAGGCGAGCGAAUUUCCUCGUUUUCUUGGACACUAGCCAUAGCACCAGCCCAGGAGCCGCGUAGUUGUCGGCUCCCCUUUCACGUGCCUGCUCUGCUCACGACACAACACGCCGCGCACUGCUCCCGGAAAGAGGAGGCAAGCAACAAUGACCUGGAUUUCAAAAUAAAGUUGCGUCUAAUGUCUGAGGUCAAAAACGGGCGAUAUAGUUGUUUACGUUUAGCAUCGAUGCCAACAAAUCGUAGAGCAUUAUAUCGAUUAAUUGAUGUGGAUCGAUGAAUCGUUACACCCCUACUGUCGAUACAUUGCUGCCACCUACUGUACCUAUGCCGUCAAUUAAAUCUACGCAAGCAAAACCUGUUUCAUAAACAAACAAAAAUGAGAUCAAAUAUCAAAUGCCCAUCCCUGAUGUGACUCAUGAACUCACUACAUAGUCAAGUAUUAGUCGAACAUUUCCUAAGAAUUUUAUAUUUGAUUUUACUUAGUAUUUGUCAGCCCACUCUUCCUGGCUUUAACACACGAGCAUGCUGCCGAAUGUAUAUUUUGUAAAUGAUGAAAUUUUUUAGUCUAUUUGUAACAUGAAAUAGGAAAUACUGUCCCAACGAGGCGCUAUUGCAAGCGACAACUCUCAGGUCAAUGGUGUUUUUUAGCGCCAUCUUUUAAACGCAUGCAAAUUUGUGAUUGAUUGGGUUAUGUUUUUAACCUAACCUCAAUUAGGUUUUUGAUAAAAGUCUUGCGUCAUUUGCUGAUUUUUAGAUGUUGAAGCAAAGGAGGGAGCUUCCCGUUUAGUCAGGCUGUAAUCUCUAAUUGGAGAAAGGGCUUUGCCACCAUUUUCAGGCAUCUUUGUGAAAUUGAACACAAAGACAAUUAGGAGGAUACGUUUUAAAAAAUUCCUUCACUCACAAAUCCUAAAGCACAAAUAUGUGGGUUUCUUUGUUCUUUUCUGUUGUUGUUUUUGACUAAUAUAAAAGAUCCAAUCAAUGCUUCCUCUUUCUGUCAAUUUGUAUUUGAAACAUUUCUUAUGAUAUUGCAUUAGAUAAAAGACUUGUGUUCA
Molecule: messenger RNA, 4063 nt
Organism: Syngnathus typhle (broad-nosed pipefish)
Lineage: Eukaryota; Metazoa; Chordata; Actinopteri; Syngnathiformes; Syngnathidae
Product: sex comb on midleg-like protein 2
Exons: 15
Coding region: 225-2294 (689 amino acids)
Biological process (GO): regulation of DNA-templated transcription
Cellular component (GO): nucleus
Molecular function (GO): protein binding
Source: RefSeq, a predicted model, not a curated record